This is a messenger RNA of Pseudovirgaria hyperparasitica, 1670 nucleotides long. Its product is annotated as kynureninase 2. The transcript has a single exon. NCBI's taxonomy places the organism in Eukaryota, Fungi, Ascomycota, Dothideomycetes, Acrospermales, Acrospermaceae. Gene Ontology annotation, biological process: NAD+ biosynthetic process. Bases 120 to 1637 code for a protein of 505 amino acids. Gene Ontology annotation, cellular component: cytoplasm. The record is from RefSeq and is a predicted model, not a curated record. Gene Ontology annotation, molecular function: pyridoxal phosphate binding; kynureninase activity.
CCUCGAGGGCAUAAAGUAGAACGACAAUAUCCCACUACUACUCACAAUCCAUCCACACAGACACACACACAUAGACGUUCACACACAAAAUUCCAUUACAAUCGACCCCUUUCCCAGCGAUGGAGACCUCCAACUUCACCACCGCCCUCCUCCAGGGUCACUCUAUCACCUUCCCCGAAUCCGCAAACACACGCGAAUACGCCGCCUCACUCGACGCACAAGAUCCCCUCGCCGCCCUGCGCGCCGAUUUCAUCAUCCCUACCAAAGCAAGCCUGGCCGCGAAAUCCAUCCCUGUCGCUACAUCCACGCUCCAAACCACCACACUCCGCAACGACAGCGCGCAAGACCUCACCACCACCACCACCACCACCACCACCACCACAAACAAUGCCGACGCCACCACCGCCGAAGACAACGAGCCCGCCGUAUAUUUCUGCGGCAACUCCCUCGGAUGCCAGCCCAAAGCCGUACGCACCUACCUCGCCGCCCACCUCGACACAUGGGCCUCCGUCGGCGUCCAAGGCCACCACCACGGUCUCACCGCAUCACCACUCCCAGCAUGGCAAGACCUAGCCGCACAAGCAUCUAGCCAAAGCGCCGCCAUCGUCGGCGCCCAGCCGGACGAAGUAAUCAUCAUGAACACCCUCACCAUCAACCUGCACCUCAUGCUCGCCAGCUUCUACACGCCCACGGCCCAGCGACACAAGAUCAUCUGCGAAUGGAAGCCGUUCCCAAGCGACUACUACGCCGUGGAAUCGCAGCUGCGACUGCACGGGCGCGACCCGGCGGCUUCGCUGGUGCUCGUGCAACCGGAUGCCAAUGCGCUGAUUCCGACGGCCAAGAUCCUGGCUGCUAUCGACGAGCAUGCGGAUGAUGCGGCGCUGCUGCUGCUGCCGGGCAUUCAGUAUUACUCUGGCCAGCUGUUUGAUAUACCGCGCAUCACGGCGUAUGCGCAGGCGCGUGGGAUUAUGGUGGGAUGGGACCUGGCGCAUGCGGCGGGGAAUGUGCCAUUGAAGCUGCAUGACUGGAAUGUGGAUUUUGCGGUGUGGUGUACGUACAAGUACCUGAAUGCUGGGCCGGGGAGUAUUGGGGGGUGUUUCGUGCAUGAGAAACAUGGCGCGGUGACGUACUCUGAUGGUGUGGACUCGGUGCCGAUGUUCAGGCCGCGGUUGACGGGGUGGUAUGGGCAUGACAAGGACACGCGGUUUUUGAUGGACAACAAGUUCAGGCCGACGCCAGGCGCGGCUGGGUUCCAGUGCUCGAAUCCAAGUGUGGUGGAUCUGGCGUCUCUCUCCGGGGCGUUGAGCGUGUUCAACAAGACUGAUAUGGCAAGUCUGCGAGCGAAGAGUCUGUUGUUAACAAGCUAUGCGGAGUUCCUUUUGGAUGGUAUCCUGGAGAGGUAUGAGGGUGCAUUUACGGUAUUGACGCCACGGAAUGUGGCAGAGAGAGGCGCGCAGCUGAGUGUACUGCUCAGGGAUGGACUGCUGGAGAAGGCUGGUGAUUUCUUUAAGAAUGCUGGUGUGGUAUGCGAUCAGAGGAAGCCUGGCGUGAUCAGAGUGGCUCCUGUACCGAUAUAUAACAACUUCACGGACGUCUGGAAGUUCAUGGAGGUGUUGGAGAAGGCAAUUAGCUCGUAGUCACUGGCGUAAUCUUCAUCUGUAUAUAUUGUU